AUGAAAAACUUUUUUUUGACUGAACUUCAAAACACAAUGUGUCCAGUUUCGGUUGAAUCGAAUGAGGAAGUGCUUAAUCAGUUUUCUUCUUCAGUUCAACACGCAUCAAUGCGGCUCAAGUCCUCCGCAUUUGCCAUAACUGGAACCUUAAUUCCGGUUUAUAAAAGAACGAUGUUCAAUGGAUCAAAGUAUUUUGAAUCUUUCCGCCGUGCUCCAGCUACUCGCAGAAAGAUACUGAUUCUCAUUUCUGGACUAAUCGCUGCCGUUUUUAUUACCAGAAUGACUAUUCAUUUCAUCUCAUCAAACAGGAUCGAUUGCUAUCAAGCUACCGAGGGGAACAGUUCCUCGAAAAUUCUCAAAGGUCAGCUUUUCUGCUACGCAAAGUUCCUGGUUGGGAAUAAAACGGCCGUGUUUGGUGGACUGGAGACACUUGGAAUUUCCCGUUUGCCGGUUAUCAAAUUGACGCAAGGAUGUGAGCUAAUGAUGCGUUCCAAACAAAAUGAAUCUGCCGUCGAGUAUUGGUUGUGUCGGUGUGAGGAAUCUCUAUGUAAUGCUCCUAUUAGUUACGACAAGUUCAAAAGCAACAACAACUCAUUGAAGGCUUCCUCUCCUGUUAAUUUUUUGCUUAAUUUUUAUUUUUGA
Caenorhabditis briggsae is the source of this 642-nucleotide messenger RNA. Bases 1 to 642 code for a protein of 213 amino acids. Lineage: Eukaryota; Metazoa; Nematoda; Chromadorea; Rhabditida; Rhabditidae. The transcript is spliced from 3 exons. The record is from RefSeq and is a predicted model, not a curated record.